Paramacrobiotus metropolitanus is the source of this 1658-nucleotide messenger RNA. RefSeq names its product serine/threonine-protein phosphatase 2A regulatory subunit B'' subunit gamma-like. The record is from RefSeq and is a predicted model, not a curated record. Lineage: Eukaryota; Metazoa; Tardigrada; Eutardigrada; Parachela; Macrobiotidae. Gene Ontology annotation, cellular component: spindle; centrosome. Gene Ontology annotation, biological process: cortical cytoskeleton organization; T cell homeostasis; positive regulation of B cell differentiation. The coding region runs from base 119 to 1423 and encodes 434 amino acids. The transcript is spliced from 4 exons.
AACUUUUCUGACACUUUUAUCAGCUAUUUCACUUUCCUGUUUUACCUUGUGCUUACGCAUUCGUUGAAUUUAUCAUCAAAAUUUAAGCGCUUGAAUCCUACACUUAUCACAUUUUAACAUGGUAGUCUUCGAUUCGGACCCGAUGGAAAGCAUUCCCCCUCCGGAACAGGCGCUAACGCGUCAAAUUUAUGCCAAAUGGAAAUCUGACGGCUCAUCCAUGGAAUCUGAACAGCUUCCCUCUUUCUACCGUCGUAUUAUGCCUAACGAUAAUGUGCUCCAGUUCCGUUUGCUGGAAGAGGCGCGCGGUAUGGCUCUAUCGAAACUGAAUGCCAAAAUCCUCGACAACGAAGAAAUACAGGAGUUGUGGAAUCUGUUCCAACAGCAUGCACAGAGCUCGUCGCAGAAUUCCGAUGCUAAAGCGGAGGAGAAGCAUUAUCUGACAUAUAAGAAUUAUUCCACCAUUCGACGCGCAUCCUCGCCCAAAGUGCAAGCAUACCUCCGUCCGACCACAUUCCUCGCGUUGAUCUGCACGGAGAACGCCCGCGACAGCAAUCUGAUCCGCGUGGCGGAUCUGUUCAAUUUUGUGGUGCGGAAAGUCUGGCUGGAACGGACGCGGUUGGCGUUGUCGCUGUACGAUCUGGAAGGGAAUGGUUUCCUCAAAGAAGCGGAUCUCGAGCAGUAUAUCGAUGAGCUGAUUCCCACCAUUGACUCGCUGGCCCGCAUGGAUCCCGACUUUAAAAAGUUUUAUGUGUGCUCCGUGCUGCGCAAGUUCUUUUUCUUUCUCGAUCCCGGGAAACAGGGGAAGAUCAAGAUCACCCGCGUAUUGGGAUCGACACUCAUGCAGGAACUGAUGGAUGUUCGAGAAUCUGGCGAGAAGCCAGAUAAGAAGAACUGGUUUACACUGGAAGCCAGUAUGGACACAUACAACGACUAUCUGUCUCUGGACCGGAAGCGCAACGGGCUUUUAUCGCGGGAAGAAUUCGUCCACUAUCCCAAAGCCAGUUUGACGGAAGCUUUUGUGCGGAGAGUGUACGAAGAAUGUUUGACGUAUGAAGGCGAGAUGGACUACAAAACCUUCCUGGACGUGGUGCUGGCACUGGGCAACAAAAACGAAGCACCGGCGGUGCGGUUUCUCUUCCGGAUCCUGGAUGUCAACCACCAAGGCGCUAUCGACCGCCAGACAAUUUACUAUUUUUAUAAAGAUAUACAAAAGCUCCUACUAAUGGAUAAUGUGCAUCCGCCGACGUUUGCGGAUGUCGUCGCGGAGAUUUUCGAUAUGGUGCCCAGUCGACGAUACGGAUGGAUAACCCUUCCCGAAUUGAUCCACAGUCGUUUGGGCGGGACUGUUGUCGGUUUGCUGAUCGAUAAGGACUGCUUUCUGGCGUAUGAAUUUCGUGAGCAGCAGCUGGCAUCGCCGACUUAGUUGUUCGUUCCGUGUAAUUAGCAGUACUGUCUCCGUAUAUCUGUGUGAUAUUUACGGUAUUUUGAUCUCCUUAAAUUGCACAAAUGAUGUGUUGCAAUCUCAGCAUGUACAGCUUGGUAAAAUGAUGUUUUGUUUGUAAAACAGUUCCUUAAUAUUGUGAGUUAUCUUAAAUAUCUUGAGAGGUGUGAUUCUGUGGGUCAGUCAGCGCCCUUAUUCAAUGAAACCAAAAUGUUUC